GUCCAACUACGUCAACUUACUCGCAGCCAUAUUCAUUCACCUGAAGCCAGUAGUCUCCGUUAUGACCAACACCCAAAGCCGAUCUGGAGCCGUACCUCCCUUAGUACUACUUACUCAAUAUCUUGGGCACUACUGCGGUACUUUAGGAGAUAUAAUCAUGUUCAGCAUCGUCACACAAAAGUUCGACCCGCCAGACGCACACUCAAGCAAAAAUAAAAUUGGCAGGUUGCAAAAUAAUGUCAAUCAAUUGUCGUGACUGUACAUGCGGUUAUUCGGCACGAGCUUUAAUACGACACGCGCAUCAUAUGCCAGCCAUAUCAGGAGAGUACAAAUAGGCUGCUCUUCCUGAAUGCGACGGUUUGCUUUAUGAAUAACGCAUCACAGCUCCAUAUCCAUUACACAGCGUGAAGAUGUUAUUCCCCUAUAUUCUCGUCGUAAGUGUCUUGUUGAUGCUGUGUCUCUGGUCCUGGUCAAGGAACUCAGCUGGGUUGCCCCUUCCGCCGGGGCCACGUUCACUGCCCUUCCUUGGAAACGUUGGUGAUAUCGACAUGGUGCGUCCAUGGCGUACAUAUAGCGAAUGGAAGAAGAAAUACGGUCCUAUUGUAUCAUGUCGUCUGAUUGGCCAGACCGUCGUCAUAAUCAACUCCGAGAGUAUUGCACGGCAACUCCUUGAUCAGCGCUCAGCGAUAUAUUCUGACCGUCCUGCAGGUCCUGUACCAAAACUUUUGGGCAUAGAUUUCAUCACUGCCUUUCUUCCGUAUGGGGAUACAUUCCGACUUCAUCGACGUUUGUUUCACCAAGCAUUACGUUCUGAUGCAGCAGAUUCUUAUCGAGAUCUCUACUUGGACAAAGCUCUCCAGCUGUCUUAUAACCUUCUUGGCUCUCCUGAGGCGUUCGAGAAGCACCUUUUCUUGUACACAGCUUCGAUUAUCAUGUCGGUAACGUAUGGAUACGAUAAAUUCUCUUGGGAUGGUCCCCCGAUUACAUCUAUCGCCAAACUUGUGGAGUUAAUAAAUGUUGGCCUUCAACCAGAAAGGAGUGCAUUACUCACGGCAUUCCCUAUACUCACGCGACUACCUCCCUGGUUUCCGGGCGCAUCACUCCAACGUAUUGCCCAGCAUACACGGAAGCUAGCACUCGAGUCUAUGAACGAACCAUUUGAAUUCGUAAAAAGGAAUAUGGCCACCGGAGAUGCACCAAAGUCAAUGGUAUCGGAUCUAUUGGGUAAAAUGGACGAGGGCAAGGAGGCCAUUUCAGAACAGGCAGUAAAAGAAGUUGCCUUGACCGUCUUUGUUGCUGGAUUUGAUACGAGCUCUUCCACGUUGUUUACCUUCGUACUAGCGAUGGUUUUGCAUCCUGAGGCUCAGCAACGGGCUCAACAAGAAAUUGAUUCUGUCGUUGGCAUUGAUAGGCUGCCAGAUUUCUAUGACCGACCAUCCUUGAAGUACGUGGAGGCGGUUUUUCGGGAAACCAUUCGUUGGCAUAUCGUCGCACCAGUCGGUCUUCCACAUGCAACGUCAAGUGACGACGUCUUCCAGGGCUAUUUUAUUCCAAAAGGCUCUUUCAUUGUGUCUAACAUAUGGGAGAUGUCCAGAGAAGGACACGAUGAUCCUGAUGUUUUCAGACCAGAAAGGCACUUUGCAAGUGACGGAACACUUUUACCAGACACGAUAGCGGCCAAACCUAUGUGGGGUUUUGGAAGGAGAGGGUGCCCAGGGCGUUUCAUUGCCGAAGCUGCGAUGUGGAGUGCGGUGGUACAUCUCCUUGCAGCGUUCCGAAUGACAAAGGCAAAGGAUGAAGAAGGGAGAGAAAUUGAAGUGAAAGAGAAGUUCACUUCUGGAGUGGUCUGCCGACCCGUGCCAUUUCAAUGUUCUUUUGUCCCUCGAUCAACGGACAGGGAGAAGGCGAUUCGCUUGGGUAGGGCAGGGAUUUGAUUAUUCUAGCGAGCCUUAUAGUAACUCUUCGCAUUAUAUAUUAAUACAUUGUACAUCAUUAUUUUUCGUAGCUACGUCGAUUGUUUCGCUAUCAAACUUUCCUCCGAGUCCGUGAUACUUGGCCGGUAACAUAAUAAUUAACCGUUCGUACGGUGGCAAUCCCAC
This is a messenger RNA of Suillus bovinus, 2099 nucleotides long. Its product is annotated as cytochrome P450. NCBI's taxonomy places the organism in Eukaryota, Fungi, Basidiomycota, Agaricomycetes, Boletales, Suillaceae. Gene Ontology annotation, molecular function: heme binding; oxidoreductase activity, acting on paired donors, with incorporation or reduction of molecular oxygen; monooxygenase activity. The transcript has 14 exons. The record is from RefSeq and is a predicted model, not a curated record. Bases 411 to 1934 code for a protein of 507 amino acids.